Messenger RNA from Rhododendron vialii, 961 nucleotides. RefSeq lists its product as uncharacterized. The transcript is spliced from 4 exons. The record is from RefSeq and is a predicted model, not a curated record. Bases 187 to 750 code for a protein of 187 amino acids. Lineage: Eukaryota; Viridiplantae; Streptophyta; Magnoliopsida; Ericales; Ericaceae.
CUCUCUCCUCAUCCCUCGUAACCCACCGCUUCUCUCUCUCUUCUCAUCUGAUGAAGUGCUUGCAGAGAAAACUUCGACAAAUCCGCCAUAGCUCGCCCCGCUGAACUAUUUUUUGAUUGGAGCAUCAAGAAGCACAACAGGGUUUUACUUGUCUUUCUAAUCGCUCGAGUCUAAGAUUUCACGUACAUGAGAUAUGGUGUGCAUAACAUGUCCAAAAGCGAUAAACAAUGGGUGAAACCAGGCGACCUCGCAAAACAGAAGCAAAAUGGUUACAAGAGGAAGAGAAACAACAAAGUCAAGGAGAAUGAAAACGAACAUGAGAGGAUGAGAAACAACAAAGUCAAAGAGAAUGAAAAGAGGGUGCAAGCCAUGGGGUUCAAGCAUAUACCAGCUUCUUUAAGUGGUUUCGUUCAUUACGUACCUAUGAAGAGGAAUGACAAACUAAUCAGGGCUGAGGCAGAUGGUGACAGCUCACCUGGUAAUGAGGAUGGUAGUGAUUACGACUCUGAUCAGUCUGAUGACUCUUUUCAGCAAGAGGUUGUAAGGAUGCAAGUGGUACCUCAAAUGCGCCCUGGAACAUCACAUCUUCAACAAGCACCUACCAGAAACCAACAUGAUGUGAGCCCCAUCCGUGAGAGGGUGACCCGAUCGACCCCACAUCCAGAUGUGGGUACCCAACCUCCACAACCUCUUGAUGCUGAGCAGGAGAUUCAGGCAGCCCCCUUUGUAGCACCUGUCGGAUCGAUUUAACUUGGAGGGAGAUCCCAUAGAUAUUGAGAAGGCAGUGGCAAGACAAUUUGGGCAUAGACUGAGUGAUUACACCCAUAUGCUUUACAGAAAGUACAAGAAGCUUAAGAGUACUAAGGGGGUAGAGUAUGCCAGAAGCCACCCACCAUCUGGCGUCAGUCACGAACAGUGGAUCGAUCUAAUUGAUAAGAAAUGGAGUGAUACCAAAUUUCAG